AUGUCGCGAUCUCAAAGUGAAGUUCGCAAUGAUACAGCAAAACUUCUUUUGGAUCCAAUUGAUACAUAUCCGACAAGAUCAUUGACUAUUCAAUCAGAACGUAGUUCUGAACGCAUUCCAUCUAUUAGUUGGUCAGUUCAUCCAACAUCGCCUUUAAGUUCAAAAUCACCAACGGGAACUUUAUCACAUGAAAAUAUGGAUGGAAAUGCUGGAUUUUUUAUGGUUGAAGUUAAAUUAUUAAGUGAUGAAGAGGUUCCAUUACAGUUGGAAGUUACGAAUGAUUGUCUUGGUCGUGUAUUAUUCAACCAAGUUAUAGAACGAAUAGGUGGAAUUAUUGAAAAGGAUUAUUUUGGUCUACGUUAUCUAGAUCGUUCUAAACAACGACAAUGGCUAGAAAUGUCUAAAACUGUUUAUAAACAAUUAAAAUAUGUUAGUCCAAGAUCAUUGAAUUUUCGUGUAAAACAUUAUCCAAGUGAUCCAGUUAAUGAAUUUCGUCAAGAAAAAAGUCGAUACUUGCUGUAUCUUCAAUUAAGACGGGAUCUUCAUAGUGGUAGAUUGAUUGGAAGAAAUUUAGAAAUGCAUGUACUAGCAGCAUGUAUACUACAAGCUGAAAUUGGAGACUUCGAUAUCUUGUUAGAUUAUUUAGGACCUGAAGGUUCAUUAGCUGAUCUUAAAAUGUUUGCCAAUAUUACACCAAAAACAGAAUCAAAAAUUGUAGAGAUUUAUAAAUCAUUCAAAGGUAUGUCAAUGAGUGAUGCUGAGAAUAAAUUUCUUGAAAAUGCUGCAAAAUUUGAAACAUAUGGCAUUGAACCUUUAUAUGUUCAAGAUCGUAAAGGCAAUCACUUUUAUAUGGGAUUAAAUCAUGAAGGUGUCAUUACGUAUAGAGGAAGUAGAAAAGCACAUGUUUUUAGUUGGCAAAAAAUCAAUAAAAUAAGCUAUGAAGGGAAGUUAUUCAUUAUACAAGUGGAAUGGGAACAGCGUCGACAUACACUUGGUUUCAAAUGUCCAACUCCAGAAUCAGCUGAAGCAUUAUGGAAAUGGGCAGUUGAUCGUCAAUGUUUUUUCACCUUAAAUCGAUCUGUUGAUGCCAAAGAAUCCAAAGCUAAUGGUGGUUUAUUUAAACGUCGUCAAUUUUAUACAUUUACGGGAAGAUGCCAAAAGGAGUUAAUGCAGCUUAAUUCUAGUAUGCCUGCUAUACCUCAGCCCAGUGUCUCAAGAAGUAGAAGUUUAUUGAAUUUGGCCAAGAGUGUUCAUGAUAAACGACAUUCACAAAGUCAAAAUGAUUUGGAUCGUAAAUAUGUGGAUAGUAAUGAAAAUCUUCAAGAUAGUUCACGGAUGAAUCGAUUAAUUAAAGGUUUAGAUCAUCACAGAAGUUCUUUAGAAACACGUAGAAAUAAUAAUGAAUUAGAUGAUUUAAAUGAUAAUCUUUUCAUGAAUAAACGAUUAACUGAUCAAUUCAAUGGAGGAAUAAAACAACAAGUACCAUUACAAACAUUACAAGAUCAACAACAACAACAACGUCAACAUAAAAGUAGUUUAUCUACACCAAAUUUAAUCAAUAUUCCGGGUAUUCAUAAAAAUCCCAAUGAAAUCAAUAAUACUGUUGCUGAGGAUAAUAUUGAUUCAAUUAGUUCCGGUGUUGAAGCAAAUGCUGAAGCCACAGAGCAACCAUUACAAAUUGAUGUAAAUUUAAAUAAUAUGAAUGGUGUUGGCGGUGGUGGUGGUGGUGGUGUAAAUGGCUUUUGUACUGGUUCAGUGAAUACAUUAUCUUCAUCACCAUUAAAAUCAGCUGAUGAAGAUGAUGAUGAUGAUGAUGAUGAUGUGAAUGAAAAUAAUGAAUUUGUUAAUGAUGCAUUAAAACAAACUAAUAAUUCAGAUAUGUAUCAAAAAAUGAAAGUUGGUAAUUGGCUUGGAGCGAAUGGAAUAAAAUCUAUCAAGAAUACUGAAGAUGAUACUACUCCAAUUCUUUCAAUCAAUCCAAAAACAGACAAUAAUAAUAAUAGUGAAACAUUGAAUAAUUUAUCCAAUGAACAAUUAAAUACAAAACCAUAUGUAAGUAUACAUUCGGAAAAUAUUAUCAAAGAUGAUUCGUACAGUCCAAUUUCUACUAUAUCUAUAUUAAAUCCUUAUUCAAAUAAUCUUGAAGAGACAGAGACUAAAUUUAUUCCUACUAUAAAAAAACCAUCGAUAGGUUUAACUACUGCUCAUCAAAUUGAAACUAAUCCAAUCAAAUCACAAUAUAAACAAACUAUAAUUAGUCCUAAUAAUCAAUAUUCAAUUCAAUCAAUAAAUGAUCAUUCAUCUAUCAUAGAAACUACAAAACAAUCAUCAAUGAAUCGAUCGAAAUCACUAUAUUUUAAUCAAAAUAAAUCCAUAACAACAAUGAUAAUGACGACAAUGACGGGAACAAUAACAACUACAACAAGUAUAAAUAGUUUAACAACAACAAUACCACAUAAAUCUCAAACAUUAUCAUAUCAUCGUAUAGAAAAUAUAAAUCCGUCGAAAUCCUCUAUUUAUUAUCCAUAUGCAUGUAAUAUAACUACAAUACCUAAUACAAUAAAUGAUACAUUACCACCAUCAUCAUCAUCAUCACCAUUAUAUUCAUCCAAUAAUUAUGAAAUACCAUUAAAUAUUAAAUCUAUGAAACAUUAUACAGAAUCACGUAAAAAUAUUAUUUGUUAUCCUAAAUUAUCUCAGUCAAGUACAAAGGAUCCAUUAUUAUCUAGAAAUACUUCACAACAUAUAUCAAGACAAUUCACAUUGAAUAAAAUGAAAUCAAUCAAAGAUUUAUCCCCACAACCAAGAGAUUGGUAUCAUACAAUAACGAAUCCAAUAGAAGAUAAAACUAAUUAUCAGAAUAAUAUCAAUCCUGAUAUCAAUAAUAUUAUAUUAGAUCCAAUAGAUAAUAAUAUAAAACAAAUAGAUGAUAUGGAUCAUAUAGAUACAACAUUGAAUAAGAAAGAAUCUAUAUCAAAUGAUUUAUUAUAUAAUAAUGGUUAUUAUCCAUUAUCUAAUAAGAAAUUAAAUUAUUCCAAUGUUACCCCUAUGAUUCAUACACAUAGUAAUUAUUAUAAUAAAUCAGAUAGUAUGAUGGCACAAACUUUAUCACCAUUCAAUCAAAAUGUAUUACAUACAUCCAAUCAUGGAUCAUCAUUAGCUAAAGCAACAAAAUCAAUAAAUUUGAAUCAAAAUAUAUCAUCAUCUAUUAGUACAAGUGAAUUAAUCAAUAAAACACGAUCAUAUCAUGAACCAUUACAUAAUUCAUUAAAAUAUAAUUCGAUAAUUGAUCAAUCAAUAUUACCAUCAUCAUCAUCAUCAUUAUCAUUAUCAACAUCGAAUUCAUUAGCUUAUUUAACACAAUCAUCUAAUAGAAAUUUAUAUCAAACAUCUAAUCCUCUAAUUGAUUCAUCUUCUUAUUAUAAUCAAAUAAAUAAUAAUAAUAAUCUAAGAAAAACAACUUAUACUAAUACUACUAAUACUACUAAUAUGAAUGUUAAUAGUAGUCAAAUGAAUAGAACAGCUGGUAGUACUGCUGCAUAUCUUGCAGCUACCGGUGUUGGUGCAUAUAAAUUAGGUGAUUCAUUAGCUAUAUUAACAAAUAGAACAGAUCAUUUAAUUGAAUCAACUACAAAUAAUGAUAAUAAUAAUAAUGAUAAUAUAAUAAGUAAAGAAUAUCCGAAAUCUGUUACAUUUAGUCAAAAUCAUUUAAUCACUAUUGGAAAUAAUGAAAAUAAUAAAAAACUAGAAUCUCAAACAAAGACAUCUAGUCAUUAUUCAAUCAAACAAACUUCUUCUUAUACCCCAUCAAUACCACCAAAACCAAGUUAUAUACAAUCAAUUAAUAAUCAAUCAAGAAUAAUUAAUCAGUCUAGAGAAAAGAACAAUACUACUACUACUACUACUGCUACUACUACUACUAUGACUACUAUAACUACUACUGACAAUAAUGUUAAUGAUGCUGAAGAGGAAAUAAUUUCAAGUAGAACAUUUUCACGAAGUGGAGAGAUCAAUUCUACAAUACCAACAUUUGAAGAUCAUGCUAUUAGAUCUAUGAAACGUGUUACAGAUAAAGUACAACAAAUUAUGAAUAUUGAUCAAUUAGAUAAUCAAGUUAUAAAUUCAAUUGAUUCUAUUAAAUUAUUACCUCCAUUAGCUAAUAAAAUCAAUAUUAAUAAUCAAUUAAAUUCUAUGAAUACAUCACCUUUAGAUAUAUCUCAAUCAUCUGUAACUAAUUCAAAUCAUAAUGAUUCUAAUAAUUCAUCAAAUACACAAUUAUUUUCAUGUUUACAACAAUUUUUUUAUUAUUUUAUUGUAGCUUUUAUUGUUUAUAAAUUAUUAAUUUGGUUCAAUUUAAAACCAACUUUUGGUUAAUCAAUUAAUCAUUCAAACCAAUCAUAAAACAAGAAAAUAACCACACACAAACACAUGCACAUACAAAAUGAUCAUAUACACAAUCUCAGGAUACAACAAUAUCAAUCAUUAUUGAUUAUUGAUUAUCAUCAUUAUCAUCGAUCUUGAUCAUGAUCAUCAUCAACAUUGAUUAUCAUUGAUUUUAAGAAAUUUUGAUUGAUUUAAAAUUCUUUAUUUUACAUUAUUGUUUAAAAUGAUUUAAUCAUGGAAUGAUUAUUAUUAUUAAGUAUUGUAGAGUUGAUUUAAUUCCCCCCCCCUCGGCCCCGAAGACAAAUCAUUAUAUCUAUCUAUCUAUUCCUUGUUAUAAUUGUUCAUUACUAUGAUUGUUUUCUCGAAGAAAAAGAAAAGAAGGAUAAAGAAAAGAAAAAAAGGAAGAGGAAAAAGAUAAGAAAAAACAAAUGUCGAUUUCAUCUAUUCAAUAUUCAUUCUUCUUAAUGUAUACAUAAUUCAAUGAUUACAUGAACUACUGAUUAUAUCAUUAGUAUAUUCACAUUAUUAUUAUUAUUAUUAUUAUU
Messenger RNA from Schistosoma intercalatum, 4928 nucleotides. NCBI's taxonomy places the organism in Eukaryota, Metazoa, Platyhelminthes, Trematoda, Strigeidida, Schistosomatidae. The record is from the annotation of a GenBank genome assembly.